CCUCUUCUUUCAGAUUCGAUCAUUUCCACUCCCUUCAAAAAAGCGUCUCUCUCUCUCUCUUUUUCUCAUCUCCUAUUUAUUUAUACCUCUCUCGUUCUCUCUCGCCGGCGCUGCAAAUCCCUAGAUUUUCCAAUCACACCCAAAAACAAACAAUUAUUUGUAAGUACUCAAUUUCGCUGAUUGAGAGUCGCGAUUUGAUUUUCUCAUUCGAUGCCGUGAAAAUCUCGUAAUCGGAUUCAAAAGUGAGGAUGGUUAACUGCUACCGUAAUCCUUGCGUGAAGUUCGAGAAGAAUUAACUUUGGUCUGUGAGCAACUUUCGAAUCAGCUGUGCUAGAUUUGCUUUCAACUUUAUUUGAAGAUGGAUCGUUGCGAUACCUCAGGAUUUGUAAGCGGCGGUGGAGAUGCUUAUAAGGUCUUUUAACUCUUAUUAGAGCUGUGGCUUAUUCUCUUAACCCGGAAGUUGUUGUGGUCUUGGCUUCGCGUCUUUGCUUUUGGUGUUCUUGACAAAAAAAAGUUUUCAUUUUUAGUUGUGACCAUGCAUUCCAGAUUCCAGAACAGUGCUUUUGCUGGUAAUUCCUCAUCGAAUUCUUUUAAGAUUUUGGGCCGUUCCCUUCAAGUUGAAGUCCCUGAGGCCGCGGAUACUACUCUGCGCCUUGAUUCCCUUGCCUCUCCGUUGUCUAAUGCCAAGGGAAUCAAAAGGAAAUGGAAUCUGAUUGAGGGAUCUGAUCCUUUACUUUCCUUAAGACUCGGUCACUCUUCAAGCUCUUCUGAUAGCAAAGGGAGUUCGGCUACUGCUUGCACGAGCUUAUCUUCUGCUAAGGAAACUGAGGAGGCGUCCUCGAUGGAUAUUGAGCUGGACUUUAGCCUCCAUCUUGGCAACGAGAAACCGGCGGCUAGCAACAAAAAACCAGCUAAUUUGAAAAUGAAAGGGUUGCAGGUCCCCUCCCCGAAAUUUGAUCUUGAACUGAGUCUUUCUGGUGGAGGAUCCUGUCAAUCUGAGAUAACUGCGGUCCAGCAGCACGCCAACCGAUUUCAAUCUCUUGCUGACAUGCUGCGUGCAACUAAUGAAGAAUCCACAUCAUGUGGUUGGAGGCCAGGGUUUGGAUUACCGACAUUGCAAACCUCUUCAAGCAAAGAAACAAGCUCCUUCUUAGGCCAUGUUCCCAAAAAUGUCAUCAUUCCUGCUGCUCAUGUUCUGGAACUGUCAUCUAGCACGGCGACAACAACACCAAUAAGCUCGGGUACAUGCACUUCCGGUUUAUCUCAGCAGCUGAAGCCACAGCUUAAGAAUUCUUCUAGUUCCAAGUUAUGUCAAGUAGAAGGAUGUCAGAAGGGAGCAAGAGGCGCAUCUGGCCGUUGCAUUUCCCAUGGUGGUGGACGUAGAUGCCAGAAACAUGGUUGCCACAAGGGUGCCGAAGGUCGAACUGUGUACUGUAAAGCCCAUGGAGGUGGUCGUCGAUGUGAAUUUCUCGGAUGCACCAAAAGUGCAGAAGGCCGUACUGACUUUUGUAUAGCUCAUGGAGGUGGUCGAAGAUGCAGCCAUGAAGAUUGCACACGAGCUGCUAGGGGAAGAUCAGGACUCUGUAUCAGGCACGGUGGAGGAAAGAGAUGCCAAAGAGAAAACUGCACUAAAAGCGCUGAAGGCCUUUCGGGACUCUGCAUCUCUCAUGGUGGUGGUCGGCGAUGUCAAUCUAAUGGAUGCACAAAAGGAGCGCAAGGGAGCACAAUGUUCUGCAAGGCACACGGUGGUGGUAAACGGUGUACACACUCGGGUUGCACCAAAGGUGCAGAAGGAAGCACGCCGUUCUGUAAAGGACAUGGAGGAGGUAAAAGAUGUGCCUUUCAAGGAGAUGAUCCUUGCUCCAAGAGUGUUCACGGAGGUACCAAUUUCUGUGUGGCACAUGGCGGUGGUAAGAGAUGUGCAGUUCCUGAAUGCACAAAGAGUGCUAGAGGCAGGACUGAUUUCUGUGUCAGACAUGGUGGAGGAAAGAGAUGCAAGUCUGAAGGAUGUGGCAAAAGUGCUCAAGGUAGUACUGACUUUUGCAAAGCACAUGGAGGAGGGAAACGGUGUGGGUGGGGUCAACCCGAGACUGAGUAUGCGGGACAGUCUUCUUCUGGUCCAUGUACCUCGUUUGCUCGAGGUAAGACUGGUCUUUGUGCACUCCAUAACAGUCUGGUUCAUGAUAACCGUGUUCACGGAGGAAUGACUAUAACUUCCGAGAGCCAAGAACCGAGAGUAAGCAGCAGCGAAACAGAGAACGAGGAAGAGUUUAGCGGUUCUCAGGACAUGAACAUGGAUACAAUGAAAGCGAGAAGUGCUACCGGAUCUCCAGAGACUGAUGUUGAUCUCAAUGAGUAUGAAGCAGGAUUGGGGUUAGCUCCAGAAGGAAGAGUCCAUGGUGGAAGUUUGAUGAUGGCGAUGUUGGGUAGAGAUGGUGGUUCUGGCUCUACCGAUGGGCCAAAGAGGUGGAUGUAAGUUGUCUUCACUCUUCAGUUUGGUUCCAGUCUUCAAUUCAACGCGUGUUGGUACUUGAGAGUGAAAGAGUCUGUGUUUGUUCUAGCUUUAGGUUUGCUUAGAGAGUCAAAAAAGGGUCCAAAGUCUGUGUCUUAUUGGUCUUUGUAGAUAUUGAAUUAAGGGUCGAAGCAAAAGGUUAUUGUGAUGUUGUGAAUUAUACAGGUAAAAGCCCACCUGUGAACAUUGUCAAAAACAGUCUUAUGAUGAUGAUGAUGAUAAUAAUAAAACUCAUGUCUUCUGUUUGCAAA
Arabidopsis lyrata subsp. lyrata is the source of this 2763-nucleotide messenger RNA. RefSeq lists its product as uncharacterized. The record is from RefSeq and is a predicted model, not a curated record. The coding region runs from base 536 to 2476 and encodes 646 amino acids. Lineage: Eukaryota; Viridiplantae; Streptophyta; Magnoliopsida; Brassicales; Brassicaceae. The transcript is spliced from 2 exons.